This is a messenger RNA of Anopheles maculipalpis, 636 nucleotides long. RefSeq lists its product as uncharacterized. The record is from RefSeq and is a predicted model, not a curated record. NCBI's taxonomy places the organism in Eukaryota, Metazoa, Arthropoda, Insecta, Diptera, Culicidae. Bases 1 to 636 code for a protein of 211 amino acids. The transcript has 3 exons.
AUGUACAAAUACUUUGCAGUGGUGGCGUUAGUGCUGGCGUACAGCGCUGGAAACGCAUCGGCAUUCUGGUGUUUCACCUGUACCACUUUUAACAGCACCAACUGCCUGGUUCCGGACCUGAAUAUUCUGCUGUCGGAAUGUCCCCCAUCUCCGGAUGUAUCGUCCGUGACAUGUUUCACGCGUGUUGUCGGACAAGAUGUGGAGCGCGGAUGUGCGACCACGCUGACAGCCGCGGAACGUGAUAACUGCGCCCUGGUAAACAAUUGUCAGCUGUGCUCGAAUGAAAACAAUACUGCCUGCAACGGUAACCUGUUCCCGCACGGCCGUCUACACUGUCACCAGUGUGAAGGAUCCACCAACAGUACCUGCGCGGAGGAGAUCCAAACAGAAGCAACGUCCUGUCUGCGCUUUGUCGCGGACGAUCAGUGUGUGGUGCUGGUGCGGGAGAACAAUGUUCAGCGCGGAUGUCUGUCGGAACAUGAAGCCUGCCGGAAUAAUCGCGAUUGCCACGUGUGCUCUGGCAAUGGGUGCAACUUCCGGCAUUUCGAAUAUAGCGGAGCAGGAAGUGUGAUCGCACAGGUGCAGUUGUUGUUUGGAGCCAUUCUGCUGAGCGCUUUCUUUGCCAACAGGCUGUAG